Messenger RNA from Fundulus heteroclitus (mummichog), 2771 nucleotides. RefSeq names its product ring finger protein 208 (gene rnf208). Gene Ontology annotation, molecular function: ubiquitin protein ligase activity. The transcript has 2 exons. The record is from RefSeq and is a predicted model, not a curated record. Gene Ontology annotation, biological process: protein ubiquitination. Lineage: Eukaryota; Metazoa; Chordata; Actinopteri; Cyprinodontiformes; Fundulidae. The coding region runs from base 1634 to 2410 and encodes 258 amino acids.
GCAGGAGGGGGGAGGCGGGCAGGCAGAAUCAACUACAUGAAUAAGGACGGAGCCAGAAGCACAGAGGAGACAGAGCACUAUGUGUGCGUGUGCAUGUAUGUAUGUGUGAGAACACUGCGCAUGUGUGAGUGAGCGGACGGCGGAGGAGAAAGAGCAGUAAUGAACGCCAGCUGAGGGAUGACAGCAGGGGAGAGAGAGAGAAGGAGAAGAUAGAGGCUCACCUGAAGACGAGAAGAGGAAGAAGGUAAUAAGAAAGAAAGGAGGACAUAGUAGGGGCACAUAUGACAGAUACAAGAAGCUUGGGUGCCUGCAAUGAAUAGGAUCAAUAAUGUGUGAAUAGAAGCAGACGCACACACGGAUGGAGAAGAGGGACGACAGACGCUCGGCUACGACUCAAAGGGGAAAGACUGGAAGAGCGAAGCGGAACGACGCCAGAUAAGCAGUGAUGCUGCGGUCGAUGAGAGCGGACUGAUGUGUCCACUUUGCAACAGCUUCCUCCAUCUUAACAUCUCCUCCAUGUUGUUGACGUUUCGAGAAUAGAGACGAGCAGGAGAGAGGGCAGAGAGCAUCCUCCUCCACGCCAGCGACAAAGAAGACAAAGCAGCUUGUCAUGAAAUACAGAGAGCUUGACGAGGAAGAAAAAGACCGGAAUAUUACGGCCCCGUGAAGCAGACAGGUAAAUGGACCAGAGGAAUCUGACACACUGAAAGAGGAGACAACACACCACAGAAGCAUUUAUGAAACGGCUCUAGAUAGUUAUGACGACUGUCUGGGAGUUUAAAUAAAAAAGAAGCUCUUCACUCCCGCCGCUGAGGAAUUCGAGGAGCCGUUGCUACAGCUCUCUAGAGCAUUAUAGAACACCUCCCCAAAUAAUCCUCCUCCCUUCUGCUUAUCAAGAAACCAAGGAGAAGGGUCAAACAAGGUCUUCUGACCAAACUGAACCAACGACAGAGAGACAGGCGGAAGGGCAUUCCUUCUAACACAGCCACAGCCAAAAACAGGAAAUUCAAUACUUGUUUGAGUGAGAAAUAGUUUCCUUUUGCAAGUCACAGGAAAAAAUCUUAGGAAAUACUUCUGGACCUUAAUGAACUGCCUGUAAUCAACCAUAACACACUGUGUGAAUUUCAAAAUCCCCAAGCUGUACUGUGUGUGUGUGUUAAUCAUAUUGGUGCAGUGAGUGAAAACAUAUCUUAGUGCUGAAGUAUUUAAAAUUCCUGUGCACUUCCAAGAGCUGGAGGGCACCGACAUAAAUGCUGUUAAACAACAAAAUAAUUGACUGUAUAUAGUCAACCCUGAUCAAGUUCUGUGAACUAGACUGUUAAAUACUAUACAAGUGAAGUUUUUUUUUUUUUUAAAUAUAUAUCUAACAAUUAUAGGUUUGCUGUUACAGACUUUGAGGUAAACAUUGUGUUGGCUGAGCUCUUUCAUUCAUUGAGACUGAGGUUGACAGAAGCAACUACCAGGGGAGACCUUUGAAGGGAACAUGGAGGCAUCCAUCCGUCCCCACGUCCCCUCUAAUGGCUGACUUCAGAGAAGGAGAUACAUUUUCUUCCCCUUGUGCAGAACCAAGCCGGGGCGUCCAGCGCUGAUUAGAGCUACAGCCCGUCUAUCUCAGAACUCCAAAACCGUGCGAAUGUCCUGUCUCAGGCGUCAGCCACUGGCCAUCCCCAUGGACACUGUCAAGAUCAUCCAGUCGGAAAAGUUUCCCAGGGAAUGUCCUGUUCCCGUCACCCAACCUCGCUAUGCGCCAGCUCCACGGGUGGCAUGGGAUGGCGGCGGUGAGGGCGAGAUCAUCGUCAACCAGGCCUGCAGUGACCUGACACUGGACAUAGCACCAUCUCCCAGACCGAUGGUUUCCCCUCCGGCCCCACUGAUGCGCAGGGAACACAGUUUCCUGGCGCAGCGCAAAACCAGUGCCAAUGAAAUCUGCUACCACCAGUUCCACUACAAGAUGGAAGACGUUAUAGUCAACCAGUACGUGCUACGCUCCUCCUCCACCUCUUCCUCCACGUCGUCGUCCUCCUCUUCGGGUCCUGUCAUGCCUUGCGAGCCCCUGGAAUGCCCCACCUGCGGUCACACAUACAACUUCGCCGGGAAGCGUCCGCGGAUUCUCUCCUGCCUGCACUCGGUGUGUGAGGAGUGCCUGCAAAUCCUCUACGAGUCGUGUCCAAAGUACAAGUUCAUCUCCUGCCCCACGUGUCGGCGUGAGACGGUGCUGUUCACUGACUAUGGCCUCGCUGCUCUGGCCAUCAACACCAGCAUUCUGAGCCGCUUGCCCUCAGACCCCAACGGGCCCGUGCAGUGGGGCGGGGACGCUGACCGCAGCUGCUACCAGACUGUGCGUCAGUACUGCCAGUCAGCCUGCACCUGCCAGAUCGCCAACCCGUUGUCGUCCUGUGGUAUCAUGUAGACAAGAGGGAGGAGGUGAGGACACCGCAGAUAAGACUUAACGCUGCUCCCCACCAACACCACUCUUCUCAUCUAUAAGCUAAACCCUCUCUGCCAAGCCCCCUCUCUCACAUGUACAGCAAAUAAAUCCCCUCAUAGAUGUUAUCUCUCUAUAUUUAAUAGCACAGGUGGAUACUGUGUGGGACCUAUGGAUGCUGGUGGUCCAGUAUGAAGUAAAUAAAUGUAUUUUAUGUAUGGACUGGAAAACUAUUCACCAUCUCUCGUUUGGUUGGAUGUGUUUGUCAUGACAUCUCUUUACAUGGGAAUGCCAGGGGAGGUAUGUCCCCCAACCUAGGAGAAUAAAGAUUAAAUAAAUCAAACAA